AUGUGGUGUGAUGUGGACGGCUUGUGGGGUGGCAGGGUGGGAGUCGUUGGCUGGUGGCAGGGUGACAGUCGUUGGGUGGUGGUAGAGUGGAGUCGU
Molecule: messenger RNA, 96 nt
Organism: Cylicostephanus goldi
Lineage: Eukaryota; Metazoa; Nematoda; Chromadorea; Rhabditida; Strongylidae
Source: the annotation of a GenBank genome assembly